UUAAGACGUGUUUAUUUUUUACUCUGAAAAUACAAAAUAUAUACAUACAUAACAGACCUUUAUAUGUAUGCAACGUAAACUUAAAAAAAAUUAAAAUAAUAUUAAAACAAAACUAGCAAAGUUGGCUGAAUAUUUAACCGAAAUUAAAGAAACAAUAAGCAUCUGUUAGUUCUGUAUAAUAAUAAAAAGUAUAAAAAAAUAAAUAUAUACCUGAUUGUGCUGAAAUAAGCAUUUUUGCCGCUGUGCUGUGUAAGAAACACACAGAAGACGUUGGCAAUGUCCAAAAAAAUUGCAUGAGUGAGAAAUACAGUAUGAAAGACGCUAUUCAUCUCAAAGAAGUUACACAGUACAACAAGAACGUAUAAAUAUGACGCAGCGCGAGGGUAUCCAAAAAUUUGAAAAUGACCGGAUAAAGGCAUUGCAAGAGGAACGUUUGCACAUACAAAAGAAAACAUUCACGAAAUGGAUGAACUCAUUUCUCAUAAAGGCCAAAAUGGAAGUCGAAGAUCUCUUCACGGACCUCGCCGAUGGCAUAAAGCUCCUGAAGCUGCUGGAGAUCAUUUCUGGCGAGAAACUCGGAAAACCAAAUAGUGGAAAGAUGCGGGUGCACAAAAUAGAAAAUGUCAACAAAAGUUUGGCCUUCCUGCACACAAAGGUGCGAUUGGAGUCGAUUGGGGCGGAAGACAUUGUCGAUGGCAAUCCACGAUUGAUUUUGGGUCUCAUCUGGACUAUCAUCUUGCGUUUCCAAAUUCAAGAGAUCGAAAUUGACGUGGAUGAAGAAGACGAAUCAUCCGAGAAGAAAUCCGCUAAAGAUGCUCUUCUCUUAUGGUGCCAAAGAAAGACGUAUGGCUAUCAGGGUGUCCAUAUUCAGGACUUUACGAAUUCAUGGCGUAGCGGUUUAGGAUUCAAUGCAUUGAUUCAUUCACAUCGGCCCGAUUUGUUUGACUACUCGCAGUUACAACCUGGCAGAAAUAUCGAAAACUUGAAUCAUGCAUUUGAUGUUGCAAGUACUGAGUUGGGUAUUCCUCGAUUGUUGGAUGCCGAAGACAUUGACACAACGAGACCGGAUGAAAAAUCAGUUCUUACCUAUGUAGCAUCAUACUAUCAUACCUUUGCCCGCAUGAAAAAUGAGCAAAAAAGCGGAAAGAGAAUUGCUAACAUUGUUGGUAAGCUCAUGGAUGCCGAUAAGAAGAAAAUCCAUUAUGAGCGUUUGACCUCUGACCUUUUGACUUGGAUUCGUUCGAAAACUCGAGAACUGGAAAAACGUAACUUCCCAAAUUCUUUGGAAGGCAUUCAAAAGGAGCUUUUAGUUUUCAAAGAAUAUCGAACGAUAGAAAAACCACCCAAAUACAAGGAACGAAGUGAAAUUGAAGCCCUUUAUUUCCACAUUAACACCCUUUUGAAAUCGCUCAAUCAACCGCACUACACCCCCCAAGAUGGUCAACUAAUCAACGAUAUCGAACGAGCAUGGCAAAAACUCGAAAACGCCGAGCACAGUCGAGAAGUUGCUUUGCGCGACGAAUUAAUGCGACAAGAAAAACUAGAGCAACUGAACUAUAAAUUCGAGAAAAAGUCCGUUUUGCGUGAAGGUUAUUUGAAGGAAAUGAUCCAGGUCCUUUCCGAUCCGCGUUACGGCUCGAAUUUGGUGCAAGUUGAUGCGACCGUUAAGAAACACGAAGCGAUUUCCGCCGACAUUCUUGCGCGUGUCGAGAGAUUCAAGGAUUUGACGGCAAUGGCAAACGAACUCAUCAAGGAACGUUAUCACGGAAGUGAUCGUGUGAAGAAACGCGAGGAAGAAGUACUCGAAAAAUGGCAAGAACUCCUAGAUCUAUUGGAAAAGCAUAAAACUAAUCUGCUACAAAUGAGUGGCUUGAUGAAUUUAAUGCGUGAAAUUGAUGCCACAAUCGUUACGAUCAAAGGACUUCAAGUUCAAUUCGCAUCCGAAGAUGUGGGUCCACAUUUGUUGGGCGUCGAGGAGUUACUUCAAGCUCAUUCGUUACAAGAGCUGCAAGUUACAACGUUGGGCGAAACGCAAAAGCGCUUUACACGUCAAGGAGACGCUUUUAAAAAGUCAAAUUCAAAAGACCUACCUCUGCUGAAUGAGAAAUUCAACGAGUUCAAUCAGCUGUAUUUGGAUUUAUUGAAUUUGAGUGCUCAACGGAAGGCACGUUUGGAAGAAGCUCGUGACUUUUAUCACUUCCUUGAAGAUCACGAAAACGAAGAAGGAUGGCUCAUUGACAAACAACGCAUCUGCAAGGCAGGCAUUACAGCAAAAGACCUACGAGCUGUCAUGUCGUUGCAGCAAAAGCACAAAACGCUUGAGGAUGAAAUGAAAGCACGCAAACCAAAGUCCAUCCAGCUAAAGGACAUUGGAAAGAAACUAAUGCAAGAAAAACAUCCACGAGCCACAGAAGUCACAUCGCGCAUGGAUUCCUUGCAAGAACACUGGAAAGCUCUCGAAGACUUGGUUGAACUGCGCAAACGACAACUUGAUGAUGCCGCCGAAGCAUAUCAAUUCUAUACAGAUGCCAAUGAGGCUGAUUCUUGGUUGAACGAGAAAAUGUCGCUGGUGGCCUCAAAUGACUUUGGAGUGGAUGAACCUUCAGCUCAAGCUUUGCUCCAACGUCAUCGAGAUCUGCAAGGGGAAUUGAAUGCGUACUCUGGCGACAUUUUAAAUCUCAAUCAGCAGGCAGACAAACUGAUCAAAGCCGGAAUCUGCACACUGGAGUUGUCAAAUGAACCAGAGACAAUUCCCGAGGAGGUGGAACAAGAAGAAUGGGUGAAUGAAACACGCCUUGUACCGAAAGAAGUGUGGGAUGAAGAGCCAGUCGAACGAUUGGAACACAAAACUGUCACGGAAUACAAAAUGUUCCCGCAUGUCAAGGCGAUGUAUUCCUACGAAGGACAGGGAAUGAAAAUGGCAAAAGGCGAAAUUCUCAUAUUACACAACAAGACAAACCCCGAUUGGUGGAGCGUUCGUAAGCUCGAGGGUCAGGAAGGUUUCGUACCGGCUUCCUAUGUCCGAGAAAUUGAACCACGUCAAGUGCCAUGCUUGGUUCGCAAAGCUGAAAAAGUCAAAACGACACAAAAAGUGAAGAAGACAAUUUUGGUAAAAGAAAUUGUUCCUGUCAAACGUAUCAAACCAGCAAAAGCGUCGCAAGUUAGGCCAUUAGUAAAGAGACGUGCGGAAGGCGAGACACCUGUCGACAGCAACGACAGUGUCGAAAAACGUCAAAAACGUAUCAAUGGCACUUACGAUCAGUUGCAGGACCUAGCACAACGAAGACAUGCCUUGCUCGAGGAUUCUAUUCGGUUAUUUGGAUUUUACAAAGAGUGCGAUGACUUUGAAAAAUGGAUCAAAGAUAAAGAAAAGUUGCUGAAGACCGAAGAUCCCAACGACAAUGUCGAAGUUGCCAAGCGAAAGUUUGAAAAAUUCCUCACAGACCUUUCAGCUUCUUCUAAGCGCAUUGAUUCGCUUGACGGAGCUGUGAAUGAGUUUGUUCGCCAAGGACAUUCACAGUUGGACAAAGUCAAAGCACGCCAAAGACAAAUUCAUCAGUUGUGGGAUCACUUGAACUACCUCAAAAGUCGAAAGGAAAAAUCUCUCGAAGGUGCAUCGAGUGUCGAGCUUUUUAAUCGCACGUGCGAAGAAGCUGUCGAUUGGAUGCACGAGAAAAUGAUGCAACUAGAUACGGCUGAACUGGGUCCCGACUUGAAAACUGUAAAGGCGCUUCAACGAAGACACGAAAACUUGGAACGUGAGCUAGCUCCGGUGCAAGAAAAAGUCAAUCGUGUCAAUUUGCUUGGAAAUUCAGUAAAAGAUUCCUACGUUUCCGAAAAGGCAAAUGUUACGGAGCGUCAAAAACAGAUACAAGACAUGCUCCAAAAGGUCCAAAGUAAAGCACUUGAGCGUCGCUCGCGACUAGAAAAUGCCGUUGGACAGCAAAUUUUCACAAAUAGUGCCAAAAGUUUGUUCAAUUGGGUCGAUGACAUUAAAAAUCAGAUUGCUCAAGAGGAAACUGCAAAAGAUGUCACCACCGCAGAAAACCUGCGAAAGAAACACUAUGAUUUGGGAGAAGAAAUUGACUCGCAAGACGAUGAGUUCCGCGAAGUAUUAUCAUUGGGAAAAAAUAUCUACGAGAAAAAUCCAUCAUUGAAAGAAAUUCCUGCAGCAUUGGAAAAACUUCAAAAGGAACAGAAAGAGGUGCGUGACGCGUGGAAAGAAAAAGAGCAAUAUCUCCAACAAUCCGUCGAAUUGCAAAUUUUCAAUCGAGAAGCUGACAAAAUUGACGCCACAACAAAAAGUCACGAAGCCUUCUUGGAGUACAUGGAUCUUGGUACCUCUUUAGAUGACGUUGAGGCGAUUUUGAAGAGACACAAUGAUUUCGAAAACACCCUUGCAGCCCAAGAUAAAGUAUGCAAGGGCUUUUCGGAUCAUGCUGAUAAACUCAUUCAAGCACAACAUUACGAUUCAGCGUAUAUAAAUGAGCGACGACGCCAAGUACUCGCGAAACGGCAAAAAGUCAAAGAUUUGGCAGCCCAACGUCGAGCUGCUCUUCAAAAUUCCAAGGAUUAUCAGCAAUUCGUGUCAGACGUCGAUGACUUGAAUACCUGGUUGGACGACAAAAUUCGCAUUGCAAGUGACCAGAGCUACAAAGAUCUGUCCAAUUUGCCUCGAAAAUUACAAAAUCACAAAGCUUUCGAUCGCGAAUUACGCGCAAAUGAAGGUCAGUUGAGAAGUGUCAACAAAAAUGGUGAAUCCCUCAUUAAACGAGGAAAUCGGGCAAACGAAGUGCAACAAGCUCUUGAGAAUGCAAACCAAAAGUGGAAAAACCUCAUGGCACUAUCUCUCGAAAAAGGUCGACGUCUCGAACAGGCGGGACUCCAACGUGAGCAUAACCGAAAUAUCGAAGAUGCAAAAACAAAACUCGUUGAUUUCGAGACUGUGUUGCAAAGUAAACAAGUUGGACAGGAUUUACGAUCAUGCAAAGAGCUACUGAAUAAACAUCAAAUAGUCGAGCAAGAUAUCACAAUGUGGGAGCAGAAAAUAACAGAAUUAGUUGCUUUUGGUGAGGAAAUGGCACAUGAAGGGCAUUUUGAUGCACCGAACAUUCAGAAAGAGACAAAAAAGCUUCAAAAUCAAUUCAAAACAUUGCAUUCACCGAUUAGACAUCGUCGAGCUGCGUUAGAAGAAAGUCUUAAAUUCCAUAAAUUCGUUUUUGAGCUGGACACAGAGUUACAAUGGAUAAAUGAACGAGCCACUGGUGCCGGUUCCGAUCAACUUGGUCAGAAUUUGCAUCAAGCGCAAAGUUUGUUUAAGAAACACAAGAAACUCGAAGCGGAAAUUGAAGGGCACCAACCGAUGAUUGAUAAAGCUCUCGCUUCUGGCAGACAAUUUAUUGAAAAAAAUCAUCCGGAGAAGAAACAAGUUGAAAAGCUUUGUAACGACUUGCAAGAAGCUUGGGAGGACCUUCAAGAUAAAUCCGAUAUCCGCAGCAAGAAACUCGAUCAAAGUUUAAAAGCGCAACAAUAUUUGUCGGAAGCAGGUGAAAUUGAAACUUGGCUUGGAGAGAAAAAUAAUGUUUUGCGAUCUACUGACUACGGUCGUGAUAGGGACUCAGCGACGAAGUUGUUGACCAAACAUAAGGCAAUUGAGUUAGAGCUGGAUACCUAUUCGGGAAUCGUGUCGGAAAUGGGACACACUGCAAGCACAAUGAUCGCUGCUAAACAUCCGGAUAGCAAAGUGAUUGCUGCUAAGCAACAGCUGAUUGAAAAAAUGUUGAAAUCUUUGCAGAAACUUGCAGCCCAACGACAACAAAGACUGAUUGAGAGUCUUCAUCGUCAUGAAUAUUUCGCGGAAGCAGCAGAGUUAGAGCAAUGGAUCAAGGAACAAGAGCAAGCUGCUGCAUCAGAAGAUUACGGUCAAGAUUAUGAACAUUUGUUGCUUCUUCAAAACAAGUUUGACGAUCUGAAACAUCGCAUAGAAAUCGGAGCUGAACGUUUCCACCAAUGCGAGGAAUCAGCUAAGAAACUCAUCAGUAGCGAGAACUCUUACGUGUCAGAAAUCGAAAAAUGUCAAGAGCAGCUCAAGUCGGAUAAUUCAGAGACCACUACGUCUCCUACACAUGUGAUUACAAACGACGAUGUCAUUGAUCGGAAUGAGUCUGUAUGCAACGUCUGGCGAAACCUCUUGGACUUGUUGUCUCAACGGGAGCAACGUCUUUAUGCAGCUGGUGAAAUUCAUCGUUUCCAUCGUGAUGUUGCUGAGGCAUUGUUCAGAAUUCAGGACAAAAAUGCCGCGUUAUCGAAUGAACUUGGCAAGGAUUUGAACUCUGCCUUAGCCCUCGACCGAAAGCACGAAGUAUUUGAAAACGAUUUGGUUGCAACGGAAGCUCAGUUGCAAGUUCUCGUUGAGGACUCGGUGCGUUUGAAGAACAAGUAUCCUGGAGAAAAUGCAGAAACCAUCGAAAAACAACAAGAAAUGGUUGUUGCAGCUUGGAAUGACCUCAAAGAAAAAUCAGCACACCGCAGUGAUCAACUUGCUGCAAGCUGUGACUUGCAAAACUUCCUUACGCAAGUCCGGGAUCUUAUGUCAUGGGCUUCCAAUUUACGUGCUGCCAUCCAAACAGAAGAACAUGUCUCGGAUGCUCCAGGUGCAACAGCAUUGAAAAUUCAACACGAUGGCAUCUACAAUGAAAUUGAGGCUCGCGAAGAAAAGUUCCGUUAUUUGAGUGAAUUGUCGGACUCGAUGGUUCAAACUGGUCAUUAUGCUGCCGCAGAAGUUGAGGAAAAAUGCACAGCUCUCCUGGAUGAGCGUCAAAAACUGCACUCUGCUUGGAAUAAGAAGAAAGUUUUGUUGGAACAGAAAAUCGACUUGUUCUGUUUCUUGCGUGAUGCCAAACAAAUUGAUAACAUUUCUUCGAGUCAAGAAGCAGCACUGAAAAACCUAGACUUUGGUCAAAGUGUUGAAGUUGUUCAGGAUCAAGUGCGUCGACACGAUGCUUUCGAAAAAUUAAUCAAGACCCAAGACGAGAAAGUAGUCAUUUUACAAGAUCACGGUAGAAAACUCGUUGAACAAAAUCAUUAUGAUAGCGCCAACAUCCGAAAACGCCUGCAAGAAGUCAUUCAUAGAAGGCAACAAGUCAAGGAAUUGUGUGCGAUCCAAAGACAAAAACUCGCUAAUGCACUUUUGUAUGCACAAUUCAUACGAGACACUGCUGAAGCACUCGCCUGGAUUAACGAGAAGCAAAAGAGACUCGAAGCUGAUGUUGGAAAUCUCGCAGAAGUCACAAGUUUAGAGGACAAAAUCAAGAAACUGCAGAAACAUCAAGCUUUCCAAGCAGAAAUCUCGGCUAAUGAGGGAAGAAUUGCUGAAGUGAAACAAAAAGGAGACACACUGAUCGACAAAAAGCACGAACACUCUCCCGAAAUAAAGGAAACCCUCAAAAAGCUUGUGGAAGCAUGGGGUUUGCUGAUGAAAGAAGUCGACUCUCGCGGUCGCGGACUUGAAGAAGCGCAGGACAUUUUGGAAUUCAAUAACCAACUUGAAAAAAUAGAGGCAUGGAAACGUGAUAAAGAGCUUAUGAUUCAAGCUGGUGACACUGGUAGAGAUUUGGAACAUUGCAAUGCGCUUCGUCGUAAGCUUGACGAUGUCGACUCCGAUAUGCGUGUUGAUGAGCAACGAAUUGAAAGUAUCAACAUUCUCGCUGACAAGUUGUUGUCGCAAGAAAAGGGUCCCAAUGAGAUGAAAAAUGUCGAGGAACGACGUACCGAGUUCAAUAAUCAGUGGAAGCAACUUCAGGCAGCACUCAACAAAUAUCGCGAACAGUUGGAUGGCGCCUACGAAGUUCAUGUUUUCCACAAAGACGUUGAUGACACAUCGGAACGCAUUGCCGAAAAGUCUCUGGCAAUGAGUGUGGAGGACACGGGCAAGGAUCUCGCGGCUGUCGAAGCUUUGCAACGAAAACAAGAAGCUCUGGAACGCGAUAUGACCGCAGUCGAACAAAAGAUUGUCGAGCAUGAAAAGGCAGCAAACAAACUUCGCAAGCAGCAUCCGGAACGUGUGCCAGCUAUCGAUGAGAAACUCGGAGAGUUGAAACGCAACUGGGAACAUUUGCAAAACCUCUCACUGAAACGUAAAAAGGUCCUCUCUGACGGCUAUACAAUUCACAAAUUCAUUGCCGACGUAAAAGAGCUGGAGGCUUGGGUUAACGACAUCUGUAAAAAAAUGGAUUCUGCACCCAUGCCGAAUACCAUUCCCGAAUGCGAAACGCAGAUCCAGCUUCAUAACGAACGGAAAGCGGAAAUUGAUGGUCGAUCACCGAUUCUUGAGACACUUAAAGAACAAGGUGAACAACUCUCCUCAAAAGACAAAGAUGUACUUAAAUCCGUACACACGUUGGAACUACUCAAGUCCCAAGUACAAUACGCGUGGAAAGACAAAGCUAAGCGCUUGAAAGAAGCUCACCAAUUGCAACUUUUCAAAGAGCAAGCUGACCGUAUCGAUGAGUGGCUUGCAACGAAAGAAGCAUUCCUCAAUAAUGAUGAUCUUGGUAAUUCAUUCAAAACUGUCGAAGCACUCAUCAAAAAGCACGAGGCUUUCGUCAAGCUCCUUGGUGUCAAUCGAACGGAGGAGUUGGAAAAGUUUGCCGAAGAAAUUUUGGCUGAAGAUCCGUAUGAAGCGGAUUUGGUGAAACAACGUUUAUACGCUGUACAGGUUCGUCGGGAUAAACUUUUCGAGAUGUCGGCCUUGCGCGGAAAGAAACUCGAAGAAUCUUUGCAACUCCAGCUCUUCUUGCGAAAUUUGUACGAGGUCGAACGUUGGUUGAAUCAAAAAAUGCAAGUAGUUUGUGACGAAAAUUAUCGCGAUCCGAGCAAUCUUCAGUCGAAAAUUCAAAAGCAUGCGGCCUUUGACUUGGAAUUGCAUGCCAAUAAUGCAAGAAUCACGAACUGUCUGAAUGAGGGCGAGACAUUGAUCAACAAUGAGCAUUACGCAAGUGACGAUAUUGCACAACAACUGGAACUUUUGCAAACCGAAUGGGCGAAACUGCAAGAAGCAUCACAGCAAAAACGCGAUAGACUUCAACAAGCGUACGAGGCGCUCGUUUUCGGAAGAAGUCUCGACGAAUUCAACAUUUGGAUGGAUGAAAUCGAAAGUCAUUUGAGUUCGGAAGACUAUGGCAGAGAUCUGGCUUCAGUAAAUACUCUUUUGAAGAAACACGAGAUGCUUGAGGCCGAUGUCGCUCAUCACGCCGAGGUGGCAGAGCAACUUAAGGAGACAGACGAAAAAUUCCUGAAAUCCGAUCACUUUAUGAAAGAUGAAAUGCAUGAAAGAGCUAUGCUGAGUAUCAAACGUUAUCAUUCACUGCAUGAACCAACAUCCAUUCGCCGUGAUAAUUUGGAAGAUUCGUUAUUGCUUCAUCAAUUCCUACGCGACACUGAAGACGAACUUGCUUGGUUGACAGAAAAAGAGCCAAUUGCCGCAAGUAAAGACCUCGGAACGAGUCUCACUGCCGUACAAUCCUUGCAGAAGAAACAUCAAGCACUGGAAGCCGAAAUAUUAUCACGUGAACCGAUCAUUUCGGGUAUUCUCCAUCGUGGUCAGCAAAUGAUUCGAGAUGGCCACUUUGCAUCUGAAGACAUCGAACAACACAGCAAUAAUUUACAGAAAAAAUUAGUACAAGUAAGAGAUCUUGCAUCUGUGCGCCGUUUAAGAUUACUGGAUGCCGUUGAAUCGCAGCUUUUCUAUGUGGAAGCGAACGAAGCUGAGUCGUGGAUUCGUGAAAAACGUCCCAUUCUUGCGUCAGGUGACUGUGGCAAGGACGAAGGAUCUGUCUUGUCGCUUCAGAAGAAACUUGAGUCUAUUCAACGUGAAAUUGUUGCAUUUGAGGGCUCCACCUUGAACAAAGUGGUGAAGCUUGCUACGAAUCUGCUGGAAAGAAAUCACUUUGACAGUGAGAAAAUCCAAGCGAAAAAUGAUAAGAUCCAAAAACAAUUUGAAGAACUCAAAAAGUUUGCCGUGCAAAAAGAACGAAAACUAAUUGAAGCCAAAAAAUUGUUUGAAUUUUUGCGAGAAGUAGAGGAACUGCAUGAGUGGAUCAACGAACAAAUGGCAGUUGCUGCUUCUGAGGAAUACGGAACAGAUGUUGAGCAUGUCGAAUUGUUGACCGCAUCUUUCGAAGCGUUCGUUUCGAAUUUAGGCUCUAAUGAAAGUCGUGUCAUAUCCUGCGUUGGACGUGGCGAGGUCUUGAUCAACGAAAACAAUCCAAACACCGAACUAAUAAAGCAGAAACGGGACGAGACGAAACAACUAUGGGAAGAGCUGAAGGAUUUGGUGACUGCUCGACAAGAAGCCUUGGCAGGUGCUCGACAGGUUCACGUUUACGAUCGUACAGCUGAUGAAACCAUAGCAUGGAUUCACGAAAAAAUCUCGGCUUUGAUUUCCGAGGAUUAUGGCACCGAAUUGGAAGUCAUUCAAGCUCUCGUACGACAGCAUGAGGCAUUCGAGACAGAACUCAAAGCUGUCAAAGACCAAAUAGAAGCAGUCCAAAACGAUGCAAACAAGCUUUCCGAGACAUUCCCAGAUGCUGCGGAGCACAUUGAGGUGAAAAAAGAAGAAACAAUCGAGGCAUGGGCGGAUUUGCUUGAGAGAACGAAGCUACGUAAACUAAAACUCGAGCAAGCGGAACAACUUCAAGCUUAUUUCGACGAAUACAGAGACAUUAUGGCAUGGAUUAACGAGAUGUUGGCACAAAUUACAGCGCCAGAACUAGCCAAAGACGUUGAUGGAGCUGAACAAUUGAUAAAUCGCAUCAAGGAUCACCAAACGGAAGCAAAGUCCCGCAAUGAAUCCUUCGAAAAGUUCUAUGCAACGGGUAAACGUUUGAUCGCCGAAGAGCAUUUCCUUUCGAAUGAAGUUCAGGAAAAAAUAAGUAUUCUUCAAUCGAGAAAAGCUCUGCUUGAUUCUACGCUUGUCAAACGUCAAGAGCUGUAUGAGCUCAAUUUGGACACUCAAAUCUUCUUACGUGAUGCUGAGUUACUCGAAAAAUGGAUCAUUAAUCGCCAGUUGCAACUAAAAGACACCAAAUUAGGCGAUUCCAUUGCCCAGGUUGAAGAUUUGAUUCGCAAACAUGAGGAUUUCGAAAAGACAUUGGCAGCGCAAGAAGACAAAAUCAAUGGUCUCAAGCGAAUUACGAUGCUCGAACAGCUAUUUAAGAAGCAACGUGAAGACGAGGAGAAUGCUCGUCGUUCAGAGUUCGAACGCAUUGAAAAAGAACGCAUCGAAGCACUCAAACAGAAGGAAGUACAGAGAAUUACGGAAGAACGUCGUCGGAACGAAAAGAAGAUGGAUCAAAAUGGAUAUUCGGACAAGAAAAUGGCAACUGUCCAAGAAAACUCUGGAAUUAGCGUACAAAAAUCCAAUUCGUUUGUGAACUUGUUCGGCGACAAGUUACGAAGAAAUAGCGGUGAUGCAAAUGUCAAGCGUGCCGAAAGUAUGAAAAUUCAACCCAAACUACCAAAACGUACUCCAAGCUUCACGACACGACGACGAGCUCAAAGUUUCCGCAAAACACAGAAGCCGGAAGGUGUAGACUUGCCACCUGUUGAAAUCCAGGGAACGCUGGAACGAAAACACGAGUUACUCUCGGGUGGCAAACGAUCUCCUGUUCGUUCGUGGAAACCGUUCCACACCGUACUUUGUGGCCAGUUAUUGUGUUUCUUCAAGGACGAAAAUGAUUUUAUGGCUCAAAAGGCAGCUACGGCUCCGGUCAAUAUCCUCAACUCGAAAUGCGAAAAAGCCGGAAAUUACACAAAAAAGAAGAACGUAUUCCGCUUGAGCUUACCCGAUGGAAGUGAAUUCCUAUUUUUGGCACAUUCAGUUGACGAAAUGAACGAUUGGAUUACGAAAAUUGCAUUCCAUGCCAGUUUGCCACCAAAUUUGCAACUUAUGAGUUACGAUGAGUCGUUGAAACAGCAAAGCAUGUCGCUAGUUACGGAUGUGAAAAAUUCCAGCGGGGAUUUGGAAGUGUCGUCUGUCAGUAAUUCAUCGAGGGCAUCAACGCCAGAUGUGCCACCACAACAUCGCAGCAACAAUAGAAAUGACUCAUUUAGCAGUGCGAAAUCACAAAAUUCGAACAGCAGCACACCUCAAACGGAUUAUCUGAUGAAACAGAAAGAACUUCGAGAACGUGAACGUCGAGAGAAUCAGAUGAUGUCAGCUGUAAUGAAUCAAACAACAUCUCCAGGAAACGCCAAUUUGGCCGAUAAGCCUCCAAUUCCUCCACGUGGCGCUCCUCCUCAAGUUCCUCAAAGACAGUCUAGCUACGAAACCGUGAAUGCAAAUGUGCAGCUAAGGCAGAAAAAUUUAAAUGGAAAUGACGAAAUUGAUAACGGAAACGAAGUGCACCACCAACAACGACCGUAUUCGCUUCAACCGCAUCAGUCAAUCCAAACGCGCAACGGAAACCAAAACGGGAACGAAGACUCCUGGAAACGAUCAUCUGAAGUUCGAUUGUCAGAAAAGCCACCACUACCAACAGCCAUGCCCCCUCAAAUAAUCCAACAUCAACGUCAACAACAUUACUUCGAUCCUCAACAUGGGAAUGUAGCAACAACGUCAACUUAUACAAAAAUGACUACUUUCCAACCGAUUCAACAACCAGGCAAUGGAUCAAACGUGAUGUCAUUUAACAAUAAUCAGCAGCUUUUGCAUCAACAACAGCAACAGAUGCAAUUUUAUGAAAAACCCUCGCCCAUUCAAGCACAAAGUUUCAACUUGAGCCAUCAAAGACCUUCACCGCCUCGGCAAAAUGUGAACACGUGGCAUCAACAUACGACGACAAAAACCACAUAUUCCCCGGGAAUCAAUGAUCCAAAUAUUGCAUUCAUUAAUAACGAAUCAGCGGGUUGGGGACAAUCUCGCUUCGAUAGUGGACGACCAGUUUCCUUACCACCACAACCGGAUAACUUGUCCGUAUCAACAAGAAUGUCAGCAGAGAGCUCAAGUGAAAGCGAGGCUAGUGUCAACAAAGGCAGUAGCAAGGAUAAGGAAAAGAAGAGCGGCAUGUUCAGAAUGUUCUCAAAGAAAAAGUCAAAGUCGCCGAAUCAAUAAGCAAGGAAAAUUAAUUUAAACAUAGAGAGAGCGUUAGAAUAGCAACUUUACAAUUUUUAUGAUAAAAAAAAACUUACAGACGGUCUUCUUAGCUUAGCUGAGAAUAGACAAAUUUACGAAAAAAUACUUAAAACUUUUUGCAUUUUUAUAAAAAUUUACUAUAUUCAUACGACAUAUUCUAAAAGUUUAAAAUUUUGUAAAACAUUUUUGAAUGUUACUGAAAAUUAUUGUUAUUACGUAGCCUUAAAAGUUUUUAACGAGUUUAACUUGAUGAUUUACAUAAUAAAUAUUAAUAAAAUUAAAAGUAUUUUGCAUGUUAAAGGAUAAAAAUCAAUAAAAUAUAUAA
Messenger RNA from Culicoides brevitarsis, 13457 nucleotides. RefSeq names its product spectrin beta chain, non-erythrocytic 5 (gene kst). Bases 368 to 13111 code for a protein of 4247 amino acids. The transcript has 15 exons. Gene Ontology annotation, biological process: actin cytoskeleton organization. Gene Ontology annotation, molecular function: actin filament binding; phospholipid binding. Gene Ontology annotation, cellular component: cortical actin cytoskeleton; plasma membrane; cell junction. Lineage: Eukaryota; Metazoa; Arthropoda; Insecta; Diptera; Ceratopogonidae. The record is from RefSeq and is a predicted model, not a curated record.